Anoplopoma fimbria (sablefish) is the source of this 1708-nucleotide messenger RNA. RefSeq names its product chemokine (C-C motif) receptor 9b (gene ccr9b). The record is from RefSeq and is a predicted model, not a curated record. Lineage: Eukaryota; Metazoa; Chordata; Actinopteri; Perciformes; Anoplopomatidae. Gene Ontology annotation, cellular component: membrane. Gene Ontology annotation, molecular function: chemokine receptor activity. The transcript is spliced from 3 exons. Bases 266 to 1387 code for a protein of 373 amino acids. Gene Ontology annotation, biological process: immune response; G protein-coupled receptor signaling pathway; chemotaxis.
ACGUCAUCUUUCAAUUCAAUGCGUAUAUUAUACAUAGCUGUAUUUAGGGUAAGAAAUCUACAGCACAAAUGGUCGUGUGUUGUUUUUUGUCUGCAGACUGAGAAGGGGAUGGAGAUUGGAGUGAUUCAGCACGUGAUCCAUGUGGUUAAAGGGAAACCAUAUAAGCAUGUGAAGAUGUGUCUGGUUGUCAAUGUGAGUACCCAGACAAAAAAACAGAACUGUGACAGAGAGGUUGUUCCCUUCGUCUCAUCACUCAGUGGAUACCAUGGAAGAUACAUUUACAACUUAUACGACCACAGCAACUGAUUAUGAUGGAACUGAUUAUACUGACUCGUCUGACUACCCAGACUACUAUGGCUCAGGGCCGACUCAAAACUCAGGCAUUUGUAACAGAAGCUGGGUCAGGGUUUUUCGCGGGCAGUUCGAACCACCUCUCUUCUGGAUCAUCUUCCUCCUUGGCGCCGUGGGCAACCUGUUGGUGGUUUGGAUCUACACCACUGUGCGCCACCGCCUGAAAACCAUGACUGACGUGUACCUGCUGAACCUGGCUGUGGCUGACCUCCUCUUCCUGUGCAUGCUGCCCAUCUGGGCUGUCGAUGCCAUCAAGGGCUGGGACUUCGGCAUCAGUCUUUGCAAAAUGGUGUCAGCCGUCUAUAAAAUCAACUUCUUCAGCAGCAUGCUCCUGCUCACCUGCAUUAGCGUAGACCGCUACAUUGCCAUCGUACAAGUCACCAAGGCCCAGAACCUGAAGAAAAAGAGGCUGUUCUACAGCAAACUGGCCUGUCUGGGUGUCUGGUCUGUCUCCAUUCUCCUGGCCCUCCCUGAGUUCAUCUUUGCCCAGGUGAAGACGGACCGAAGCGGGCAGUCCUUCUGCGUUCUGGUUUACUGGAACAACGCGUACAACCGGACGAAGAUCCUGGUUCUGGCCCUGCAGAUCUGCGUGGGCUUCUUCCUCCCUCUGCUAGUCAUGUUAUUCUGUUACUCAGUCAUCAUUCGCACACUUCUGCAGGCCAAGAGCUUCGAAAAGCAUAAAGCCCUACGUGUCAUCUUUGCUGUGGUGUUUGUGUUCGUUCUCUCUCAGCUGCCUCACAACGGUCUGCUGAUAAUGGAGGCCAUGCAGGCAGCUAAUACUACCAUCACCAACUGUGACAUUGUAACUCGGUUCGAUGUAGCCGGACAGAUCGCCAAGAGCCUGGCGUACACUCACGCCUGCCUGAACCCGUUCCUGUACGUCUUCAUUGGAGUGCGGUUCAGACAAGACCUCCUGAGGAUUGUGAAGAUGUGUGUUGGCAGUCUGGGCAUAGGAGGGCUCACUAAAAUACAGGCAGUUCCCAAACGUCCCUCUAUCAUGUCAGACACUGAUACUACCCCUGCCCUUUCCAUAUAAAGGCCAGAGACCUGAGCCUAGUUCAACUUAAUCAUAUCUACUUUUGUUCACAAGCAUUACUUGCUACUAACAGAGCAACGAUUACAUGUACUACUUUGAAAGCAAAAAAUGAUUUGGAGUUUACAUUCAUAUUCUAACGGUCACAAUGACAACUUUUCUGGAGUCCCUGUAUAAACUGUAUAUUUGUGUAUAUAUACUUUUUUUUAAGUGUUUGGAUUCUUACAUUCUUUCCAUCAUGUAUUUGUCGUGUGCUGCUGUAACUGAAUUAAAAGAACUAUUGUAAUUUAGAUUUUCACAGAAAAAAAAAUCAAUUAAAAAUGA